This is a messenger RNA of Papilio xuthus (Asian swallowtail), 1265 nucleotides long. It is a transcript of the gene beat-IIIc, whose product is annotated as beaten path IIIc. The transcript has 6 exons. The record is from RefSeq and is a predicted model, not a curated record. NCBI's taxonomy places the organism in Eukaryota, Metazoa, Arthropoda, Insecta, Lepidoptera, Papilionidae. The coding region runs from base 280 to 1173 and encodes 297 amino acids.
GCGAACGAACGUGCCGCGCGGCAGUCUCUCACACCGUACGUAAACUUUCCCGAUAUACGAAAGAAAGUGGUCUGUGUUAUGCAUUCGGACGCAACGAAUGCGGUGUAAAGUGACAAAGUGGUCGAAUAGAUUAAUGUAACAAUUCGUCUUAGUGUUAUUUACAUCUAUGGGAGAGCUUUCUUGAUAACGGAUGAGUUUAAGCCGAGGAUAAUGGAGUUUGGCAUGAGAUGAAUCCGGCUGCUGGUGACAUACCGACUGGGAUACGUUGCCAGGCGUUACAUGAUGACGUCACAACACGGUGCCCUCGCGUUCCUCUUCACUGUUAUGCUUCUUUGUAAAGGUUACAUAGUUACUGGUCUGGAGUUGCUGGAACUGCGGGUUCCGGCGCACGUACCAUUAGGCACGCGCGCGUCGCUCUCCUGCCGCUGGAAGCUGGGGCCCACUGACGUCCUCUACUCUGUCAAGUGGUACAAGGACGGCAAAGAGUUCUUCCGACAUGUCCCCCGCGAUGUCGAACCCCGCAGAAAGUUUCUGCUACCCGGAGUCGAUGUUGAGCAAUCAAGCCCAAACGGAUCCAACAUAACGCUGUUCCCGGCCGUAUUGGAGACGGGCGGGAGAUACAGAUGCGAGGUAUCAGGCGAGCGACCACUCUUCCCGACUGUUUCCGACCAUGCGGACAUGAUCAUCGUAGCAUUACCAGAACACGGACCAACGAUCUCCGGGUCUAGACUACGGUACCAGAUCGGAGACAGGGUGCAAGUAAACUGCACUUCAGGCCGGUCCCGACCGGCGACCAGACUCGCGUGGUACAUAAACGGUGAACCCGCGCCCCCAGCUACAGUCCUAACACCCGUCACGUAUAAAGACGAUGAUGGUCUGGAAACGACGAGUCUAGCGCUUGACUUCAAAGUCAAGCCGAAACAUUUUAGGAAAGGGGACCUUAAACUUAAAUGUCUCGCCACAAUAGCAACAGUCUACUGGCGAAGUAACGAAGAAAGCGUACAAGGUGAGCGGUUAAAAGGUUACGCAAGAUCGCGGGACUUCAACGAGGGGGCUUCGCGGGCUGACAGAGUGCAAGCCGCGUCUAGUAGUCAUUGCAAGACUCAUUUAUUAACUACUCUACAUUUAUUGAUAUACUGCAUACUACAAAUUGUUUCCAAGACUCUUUAUUGAUCUAAUCGGAUUUUUUUUUUCUUGGAAUAUUUCUCACCAGUGUCUCGUUAGAGAUCAACAGUGUUGUAAAUAGUUUCGGUAAUAAAAACAUU